This is a messenger RNA of Aureobasidium melanogenum CBS 110374, 1923 nucleotides long. RefSeq lists its product as uncharacterized. Lineage: Eukaryota; Fungi; Ascomycota; Dothideomycetes; Dothideales; Saccotheciaceae. The record is from RefSeq and is a predicted model, not a curated record. Gene Ontology annotation, cellular component: membrane. Gene Ontology annotation, molecular function: sucrose:proton symporter activity. Bases 1 to 1923 code for a protein of 640 amino acids. The transcript is spliced from 3 exons.
AUGUCGAACAAUAGACCUCUCGCUUCGCCUCGGCCACGAGGCAUUCUCAAAAAUGCUUCCCACCACCGAGACUCUUACGAUUCCAGGCCGAGCGCUUCCUUGGACAUACAGAAAGAGCAGGAAGACCAGGAUGAAACUUCCCCCUUGAUACGCCCACGCUCCGAGAGCCUUGAAUCUCCUCUCACCAUCUCUUCCAUGCCCUCGCCUGAGAACUCGGAGAACUGGGAUAAUGUCAACACCGAAGAAACAAAGAGCCAAUGGUACCUGGUCCUCUUGACUCUGUCAAUUGGUGGCCUCCAAAUUGCCUGGUCUGUUGAGCUCUCCAAUGGCUCGCCAUAUCUCCUCAGCUUAGGCAUCAGCAAAUCUCUUCUCGCCUUCGUCUGGAUCGCUGGCCCAUUGUCUGGUACACUGGUCCAGCCUUAUGUCGGAAUCAAGAGUGAUAGAUGCCGCUCGCCAUGGGGAAAGAGACGUCCCUUCAUCGUAGGGGGUGCUCUUGCAACCAUCAUAUCUCUCGUUCUGCUAGCAUGGACCAAGGAGAUUGUACGAAACUUCUUUGGUCUCUUCAAAGUCGAUGCCGAGUCCGAAACUGUUCACGUCGUUUCGAUCGUGUGGGCCGUCAGCUUCAUCUACAUUCUCGAUUUCUCCAUCAACACCAUCCAAGCUGCGAUUCGCGCUUUCAUAGUAGACAAUGCGCCGACCCAUCAGCAAAAUGAUGCUAAUGCAUGGGCUUCUCGUAUGUCCGGCUUUGGCAAUAUUCUAGGUUAUCUUUCGGGCUACGUCAAUCUGCCAAAGUAUCUUGGCUUCUUUGGAAACACGCAAUUCAAGGUCCUCUGUGUCAUCGCAGUUUUGGCCUUGGGCAUCACGGUUGGAAUUUCCUGCGUCAGCAUCAAGGAGCGAGACCCUAGGCUCGAGGGCACUCCGCCACCACAGAAGGGAGGCGUCUUGUCCUUCUUUGUGGAACUAUACCGCUCUAUGAAGCGUCUACCUCCGCAAGUCCGAAAAGUUUGUGCUGUUCAAUUCUUCGCCUGGAUCGGCUGGUUCCCCUUCCUCUUCUACAUCACUACCUACAUUGGCGAGAUCUAUGUUGAGCCUUACUUUGCUGAGAACCCGCACAUGUCGCCCAAGGAGAUUGAUGCCACCUGGGAGCGUGCAACUCGUAUUGGCACUUUUGCAUUAUUGAUCUUCGCCUUCACGAACCUGGCUGCUGCAGUAGUUCUGCCCUUGUUGAUUGCUCCUGGUUUUCAGCCACCAUCCCCUGCUCCUCAAACCCCACUCACACCCCGCGCUUUUACCCCUACUACGCCUCGAUCCAUGACUGGCAGCGAUUACUUUGCCUACACGCCGCAACACUCUACAAGCAAGCUCAACCUGUCAGAGCCCAGCCGUUGGGAGCGAAUCAAGAGCAGCAUGCCCUCUGUUCAGAUGAGUGCUUUCACGCUUCGCCGUGCCUGGAUUCUGUCGCAUCUGUUGUUUGCUGGUGCUACCUUCUUGACCUUCUUCGUCCAUGACACAACUACUGCUACUGUGCUUGUUGCCUUUAUCGGUAUCCCAUGGGCGCUGAGCAACUGGGCUCCUUUUGCGCUUAUCGCCGCUGAAAUCUCGAAGCGAGAAGCUAUUCGUCGUAACGAAAUUCCUGCUCCGGCCACUGCUGAGGGCCAAGCUCUGGCCAAUGGAGAAGAUCCGGCCGAGGGUGCAGAUCAAGCUGGAGUCAUCCUUGGUAUCCACAAUGUCGCUAUCGCUGCACCUCAGGUCAUUGCAACGCUUGUAUCAAGCGCCAUCUUCAAGCUACUGCAAAAGCCUCGUGGCACGCCCGGCGACGACAGUGUUGCCUGGGUUUUGAGAUUCGGUGGUCUUGCCGCGCUUGUCGCUGCUUUCUUGACCACACGUAUCGCAGAAGAAGGCCAGGAGGACGAAGAGCUGUAG